GUACGACUUGUCUAAAAAUAUGUUUUGAUUUAACACGUGUGUGAUGGUGUGUUAGGUAAAUAAGCGAAAUAUACAGUUUUCUAAGCAGAUUCUUACGCUUGGAUAAAUCUUUUCCUUUUGAAUGCAUAUGAAUCAGAAUGGAGAGCUCUGAAAAUAAAGAGAAGGAUGAUAGUACUGGGAUUAAGUCGAAAGAAAGCGUAAAACCCUCAAAAAAAGCUCAAAAACCAUGGCGAAAGAAGUUUUUUAAGGAGUUUGAUCGCAAAAAAACUGAAUUUCAAAAGAGAGCAAAAACAAGACAAGAAAAAAAGAUAUGUGAAACACAGGAAACAGAAUUGACUGAAAAAAGUGUUGAUAAUCAACCAGAAAAAGUGAAAAAGAAACUUAGAAAUAUAGUGCAGAAAAGUGGCCCUAAUAAAGAUCUGAAAAGGCUUCAGCAUGGACCAAAGCAAGACAGCAAAGCUAACAGAGAUGAGAGGAGAGAUCCAGAAAGUCCAAGUGAAUUUAGGAAGGACAGAUAUCCAGGAGAUGCACCUGUUCCAAAGAAGCUGAUGUCAAAAUACCAGAGAGGGAAAAAGUUACACACUAAAGGAGCACGGACACAUCAUGGACAUGUUAAACUGGUUCAGAACGAGAAGAAGGUGACAAUGGCGGUGAAACAGGCAGCUCGCUCCGAGCGUCUUCUCCAGGAACAGUCAGGAUUUAUGAUACCAGAGGAUGGAGAGAGUACAACCAACGUCACUCAGUCGGACAUCGUCCAGGCCGCAGACAUAACCACAGCUCAAAAGCACUUUAACCUUGAACUGACUCAGUUUGGGCCAUACAAGGCACAGUACACCAGAAAUGGAAAACAUUUAUUGAUAGCAGGGAGUAAAGGCCAUGUCGCGGCCUUGGAUUGGCUGACCAAGCGUCUGCUCUGUGAAAUUAAUGUCAUGGAGACAGUCAGAGACAUCAGGUGGUUGCACCAGGAGACAAUGUUUGCUGUGGCCCAGAAGCAGUGGACAUAUAUCUAUGACAACCAGGGCAUAGAGUUGCAUUGUCUGAAACAGCCCAACGAAGCACUCAGACUCGAGUUCCUACCCUAUCAUUUCCUGCUGGCCAGUUCUAAUGCGACCGGUUACCUAUACUGGUUAGACGUGUCGGUGGGUCAGAAAGUGGCGAGUCACAACACUGGACUAGGGCGUCUGGACGUCAUGUGUCAGAACCCCCAGAAUGCCAUCAUUUGCCUGGGACAUCCCACAGGAAGUGUUUCAAUGUGGUCUCCGAAUGUGAACGAACCGCUGGUCAAGAUGCUUUGUCAUGGGGCAGCGGUCAGAUCUGUAGCUGUUGACCCCACAGGAAAUUACAUGGCCACGUCUGGAGUGGACAGGAAGAUGAAGAUUUGGGAUAUCCGUAAAUUUGAGAUGGUGCACUCCUAUCAGAUUGGGUGUGGAGCAGGACACAUGGUGUUCAGUCAGACAGGUGCCCUGGGGCUGGGGAAGGGGAACAUUGUGGAGGUUUACCAAGACCCAUGUAGACAGCAGCUGACCUCACCAUAUAUGAUCCACAAACUGAGGACCACGGUCAACAACCUCCACUUCUGUCCCUAUGAGGAUGUCCUGGGGGUAGGGCAUGGGGACGGGUUCACCAGUCUCAUCAUUCCAGGUGCUGGAGAGGCGAACUUUGAUGCCAUGGAGUCUAACCCGUACCAGACGAAGAAACAGAGGAGGGAGGCCGAGGUCCAGAUGUUGUUGGACAAGAUCCCGGCGGAGAUGAUUCAUCUUGACUCGAAAAUGAUCGGCAAGGUGGACAUGAAGAGUUUCGUUGAGAGAGUGGAAGAAAACAACAAAAUACAUUUCAAAAAGCCAAUGUCAAUAUCGUACGAACCGAAACACAAAAUGAAAGGUAAGGGCAGUGGCAGAAAGAAGGAGCAGAGGAAGAGAGGCGUGAUAGAAGAAGGACGAAGACAGACAGUGAAGGAACUGGUCAAGGACAAGCUCCAAGAGGGCGCCCAGGGCAGGAAAGAGUCUUCCACAGCAGUCUCCAAGUCUAAAGGCGUCCUGGACAGGUUUAAGAAGACAGAAACAUGAUAGGAACCAACCUGUUUCACAGGGAUGUGUUUUAAAAGCCUGGAAUACAGCAGUUUGGAUUUCUAGCUCAACAUGUUUACAGAGAACACUCUACAUCAGUAGGUGUGGGCAUCAUCGUGACAAACGUUGUGUUACCUUGAUUUCGCCAUGUUUAUUGAUCAUGAGCUAACAGUGAAAAUAUCAACCCUCAUUUUACAUCAAUAAAAUGCCAAGAGGGCCAAUAAGAAAAUAGAAAAGGUCCUUGGAAGUGUGUUAUAAAUUUUGCUUUCCUUCAUUAUCAUCAUCAAAUGUGUCAUUAAAGGUUACACGAUCUGAGACGCACCCACCUUGGAUUUUUAUCAAUGAUUCAAAGAUUUAUGCUUGAUCAAAUGAUAAAAUAUAGGGAAAUAUAUUACAUUCAAACAUUUUAUUCCUAUAUAUAAGAGCAUUAUAUGGAUAAUUGUCCUUUAUAUAUAUGACAUCUUUUUCAUAGGAUUUAUUCGAAGGUAUAAAGAAUGUCAACAAAAAAUGAUUUAUUUUCAAAAAAUAUUUUAUUUUACAAAAACCAAGACCAUGUAACCCUUUUUGACAUUUGUAAAUACUAAGUAACUAUAUUUUGCAUAAUUUUUUUAUUUUAAACUCUUUAAUUAAUUUGAUGCCAAAAACAGUUACUAGUAUUUUUUCUCUGUAAAAGUACCCAAAAGAAAAUUUUCAACAAAAUAAUUUAGAGCUUUUAUCAAUCUAUAAUUGUGAAAUAAAGGAAAAAAAUUCAGAAAACAGAGCUUGGAUGUGAAAUAGAACACUAUUAUACUGAAAACGAAAAGUGAAUGCAAUGUUUCUUUUAUUGAAUAAACUAUUAAUUGAAACGA
Molecule: messenger RNA, 2914 nt
Organism: Magallana angulata
Lineage: Eukaryota; Metazoa; Mollusca; Bivalvia; Ostreida; Ostreidae
Product: WD repeat-containing protein 46-like
Exons: 14
Coding region: 138-2066 (642 amino acids)
Biological process (GO): maturation of SSU-rRNA from tricistronic rRNA transcript (SSU-rRNA, 5.8S rRNA, LSU-rRNA)
Cellular component (GO): nucleolus; small-subunit processome; 90S preribosome
Molecular function (GO): protein binding
Source: RefSeq, a predicted model, not a curated record